Molecule: messenger RNA, 963 nt
Organism: Penicillium lagena
Lineage: Eukaryota; Fungi; Ascomycota; Eurotiomycetes; Eurotiales; Aspergillaceae
Exons: 2
Coding region: 1-963 (320 amino acids)
Molecular function (GO): lyase activity
Source: RefSeq, a predicted model, not a curated record
AUGUCUCCGACCACAGGCCGCUUGUCAGCGGCAUCAUCAAAGGCCUCCACAUCACGCUCAAAGGGUCCGAUCACCAGGGUCUAUUUCGGAGAUCAGGAGGUCGAUGUACCCAAAGGUGGUUACUACGACCGUUAUCGCAUGAACCCCAACCUGGACGAGGUAGCCAGCGAUUUGGCUGUAGGGCCCGAAAUCGACUUCUUCCGGAAGAUCCAAAAGAAGCUGGUCAAUUCGAGGGUGGGUCAGGUAUACGCACCCAACUUCUAUUAUCGCACCAGAAGCGUCCAACUCCUCUUCCUCGCGCCCCUUGACCGCUUGCAGUCUAAGCUCCCAUCACCCUUGGAGCCCAUCACAGUGUUUCCCGGCUACGGUUUGGUGGCGUUGACGUUUUACUCGUACCUCGUCUGUGACAACGAUCCUUACAACGAGGUCUCGAUUGCUGUCAUCGUCCGUCAGCCGGGUAAUGGUAGUUACAGUACGACACAACUGCUCAGUUCCAUAUGGAACCGAACCUUCUACGGAUACGUUUUGGCUCUACCCGUCGAUACCGAGAUCGCUCGAGUACGAGGUGUGUACGGAUACCAAUUGCCAAAGUGGCUCUCCAACAUCAAUCUGGAGAUGGACGAUCACUACAUUACGGCCGACCUCACCGCGACCGAUGGAACACCCGAUUUGACGCUGGAAGUACCCCUUCCGGCUCUGAAGACCAUCCCGUCGGAAUCUUCGAUUGGGACCAACAACGCGAUCAACAAGAUCGAUGGGAAAUGGUGCCAGGUGGCAGUCCAGACGAAUCCACUCCUGGGGACACAAUGUCUUCUCCCUAAGAACGUCAAGCUCUAUCGGAACGAAGGUCCAUUGAGUAAACUCCUAAACGAAUUGAGUGUUUCGACCAUCUUACGGAUGGACGUCCUCAAGGAUGCGCAGAUGGUCUUGAACAUGCCCACAUCCUUGAAGGCGUUCGAUUAA